GUCGUGGAGGCAUAAACCCUUUUACUUACUUCUCCGGCGAUCAAAAAUCUUGACGACGAGAGACGAAGAAGAAGAUGGCCACAUCUUUAUCCAAACUCCUAACCAGAUCCAAAGCUCACAGCCAAAUCUACUCUACCUCUCAUUCCCUUCAGAGACAGUUCUCCGCCGUCGCCGACUCUUCCUUCUCUACCACCGCCGCGCUUGGAAGCCAAACAGCUUCCCCAGCUCCACCGCAAGAUAAGAAACGAGGGUCGAAAUGGACACAACUGCUGUUGUUCUUGCCUGGAGCGAUUACCUUCGGUCUCGGGUCAUGGCAAAUCGUCAGAAGGGAGGAAAAGAUCAAAACACUGGAGUACCAACAACAACGGUUGAAAAUGGAACCAAUGAAGCUAAACGCAGACCAUCCUCCUGAUAAGAAUCUUGAGGACUUGGAGUUUAGACGGGUUAGUUGCAAAGGCGUGUUUGACGAGCAAAAGUCUAUCUAUUUGGGUCCACGGUCUAGGUCCAUAUCUGGAGUCACUGAAAAUGGAUACUAUGUCAUCACACCUUUAUUGCCAAUCCCUGGUGACCUAGAUAGCAUGCAGUCGCCUAUUCUGGUGAAUCGCGGAUGGGUUCCUCGUAGUUGGAGAGACAAGUCACAAGAAUCUACAGAGUCUGACUCCGUUACAAAUGAGUCACCAACAGCUAAAUCACUCCCCAGUGAACACAAUUCCUGGUGGAAAUUUUGGUCUAAGACGCCAGUGAUUCCUAAGGAUGAGCAUGUUUCUGCGGUUAAGCCUGUAGAAGUUGUUGGUGUGAUAAGGGGAGGAGAGAACCCGAGCAUAUUUGUUCCAGCCAAUGAUCCAAGUACAGGGCAGUGGUUCUACGUAGACGUUCCUGCAAUGGCUCGUGCCAUAGGUCUUCCUGAAGACACAAUUUACGUAGAGGACGUUCAUGAGGACAUAGAUCGGAGUAGACCGUAUCCUGUCCCGAAAGACAUCAACACUUUGAUCCGUAGUAAAGUCAUGCCACAGGACCAUCUCAACUACUGUAUAACAUGGUACUCUCUCUCAGCGGCUGUCACUUUCAUGGCUUAUAAGAGGAUCAAGCCAAAGUCUGUCCGAAGAUAAGCUUUCUUUGAUCAAAUCAAGCCAACAUUCUUUUGUCACAUCGAAAUAAUAAGAAAAGGUCAUGAAAUUGUGAUAGGUUUUCGUAGUUUUUUCUUCUUCUGUGAUGGGAAGAAAGGUCGAACUAGAAGCCAUCAGCAAAACUUUGUGUUGAAUCUUUGUAUUACUAAAUUAAAAAAAAAAAUCAUUUGCUUGAAGUUAAAAAAUUGCGGUUUACUAGUGUUUCUUUGCUUAUAUAUAUACUUUGUCUUGGGAAGACUA
Messenger RNA from Eruca vesicaria subsp. sativa (arugula), 1367 nucleotides. The record is from the annotation of a GenBank genome assembly. NCBI's taxonomy places the organism in Eukaryota, Viridiplantae, Streptophyta, Magnoliopsida, Brassicales, Brassicaceae.